GGGUGAGUCGCGCUCCGGAAGUAGUUGAGAAAGCCGAGGCGCCAGAGUCUUAAGAGUCGGCUGUGUUUGUUUCGGGUUCGUCGCCACGAUGGGGAAGCGACAGCACCAGAAAGACAAGAUGUACAUCACUUGUGCUGAGUACACGCACUUCUAUGGUGGCAGGAAGCCAGAUAUCACGCAGACAAGUUUUCGACGCUUACCUUUUGACCACUGCAGUCUCUCUCUGCAGCCUUUUGUCUACCCAGUCUGCACCCUGGAAGGUGUCAUCUUUGACUUGCUGAACAUUGUUCCAUGGCUUAAGAAGUAUGGGACCAACCCCAGCAAUGGAGAGAAACUUGACGGGAAGUCCUUGAUCAAGCUGAACUUUGCAAAGAACAGUGAAGGGCAGUACCACUGUCCAGUGCUGUACUCUGUGUUCACGGACAACACCCAUAUUGUGGCCAUCCGGACAACUGGCAAUGUCUACACUUAUGAGGCAGUGGAGCAGCUAAACAUCAAGGCCAAGAACUUGAGGGACCUGUUAACUGAUGAGCCCUUUUCCAGGCAAGACAUCAUCACCCUGCAGGACCCCACCAAUUUGGAUAAAUUCAAUGUUUCCAACUUCUUCCAUGUGAAGAACAACUUGAAAAUAAUAGAUCCAGAUGAGGAAAAGGCCAGACAAGACCCAUCUUACUAUCUGAAGAACACAAACGCUGAAACCCGGGAGACGCUCCAGGAGCUCUACAGAGAGUUCAAAGGAGAUGAGAUUCUAGCAGCCACCAUGAAGGCCCCUGAAAAGAGGAAGGUGGACCAGCUGAACGCCGCCCACUACUCCACAGGGAAGGUCAGUGCCUCAUUCACCUCUACUGCCAUGGUACCUGAGACCACGCAUGAAGCAGCUGUCAUCGAUGAAGAUGUCCUGCGCUACCAGUUUGUGAAGAAGAAGGGCUAUGUGAGGCUGCACACCAACAAGGGCGACCUUAACCUAGAGCUGCACUGUGACCUGACACCAAAAACCUGUGAAAACUUCAUCAAGCUCUGCAAGAAACAGUAUUAUGAUGGUACCAUCUUUCACAGGUCCAUCAGGAACUUCGUGAUCCAGGGUGGUGACCCCACAGGUACAGGCACAGGCGGAGAGUCGUGCUGGGGCAAGCCUUUCAAAGACGAGUUCCGCCCCAACCUUUCACACACAGGCCGUGGGGUGCUCAGCAUGGCCAACUCGGGGCCCAACACCAACAAGUCUCAAUUCUUUAUCACGUUCCGUUCCUGUGCUUACCUGGAUAAGAAGCAUACCAUCUUUGGACGGGUUGUUGGGGGUUUUGACACACUGACAGCUAUGGAGAAUGUGGAGAGUGACCCUAAAACUGACCGUCCUAAGGAGGAAGUGCGUAUAUGUGCAACCACAGUGUUUGUGGACCCCUAUGAGGAGGCCGAUGCCCAGAUUGCCCAGGAACGGAAGAAGACACAGCAGCAAGUAGAUCCAGAAGCCAAGGCCAAGACGAGCCAGCCCCAGCCUGGGAGCCAGGGCCCACAGACAUACCGCCAGGGGGUGGGCAAGUACAUCAGCCCCACUGCCACGAAACGAGCAGCUGAGGAAGAACCGUCAACCAGCACUGCUCUGCCUGCGGCCAAGAAGAGGCCCAGCCGGGGCUUUGGGGACUUCAGCUCCUGGUAGCAGCAGGCUGUGG
Acomys russatus (golden spiny mouse) is the source of this 1667-nucleotide messenger RNA. RefSeq names its product peptidylprolyl isomerase like 2 (gene Ppil2). The transcript is spliced from 20 exons. Gene Ontology annotation, molecular function: peptidyl-prolyl cis-trans isomerase activity; ubiquitin-ubiquitin ligase activity. Bases 89 to 1654 code for a protein of 521 amino acids. Gene Ontology annotation, cellular component: catalytic step 2 spliceosome. Gene Ontology annotation, biological process: protein peptidyl-prolyl isomerization; protein folding; protein polyubiquitination. NCBI's taxonomy places the organism in Eukaryota, Metazoa, Chordata, Mammalia, Rodentia, Muridae. The record is from RefSeq and is a predicted model, not a curated record.